AUGGUUGAUCAUGAAUAUAAAAAUUGUACCGAUGAAUUUUGGAGAUGGCUUCACUGUGUAGCUAAGUAUUCUGUAUCUCCAAAAGUUCGUAUUGAAGAUUUUAGGGAGAUCAAUGAAGGUAGAUGUGUAGUUGCAUCGGAGCACAUUGAGAAAGAUGAAGUUUUAUUUGAGAUACCUCGUGACUCCAUUUUAAAUGUUGACACUUCAGAGUUAUUCAAGAAUCAUUACGAAGGUUAUAUCGAUGGCAAGACUGUUAUUGAGGAGAUUGGAUUAUGGGAAACCUUAAUACUAUGUCUGUUUUACGAGAUGUUUGUUAAGAAAGAGGAAAGUUUUUGGUCGCAGUAUUUUGCAGUGCUUCCAAAGGCUACUGAUUUUAAUACAUUGAUGUAUUGGGAAGAUCGUGAAUUAGAAAAUUUAAAACCAUCAUUUAUUUUAGAGAGAAUUGGUAAGGAUAAAUCUGUGGCUAUGCAUGAAAAGUUAAUGGAGUUUGUUGAGAAGAACCUUGACGUCAUUGAAACUUCAUCAUUCACUUGGGAUAGGUUUUUAUUAGUUGCAAGUAUCAUUAUGGCAUACUCAUUCGAUAUUGAAAGGGGAGAAUGUGAUGCUGAUGAGGAAGAAGAGGAAGAAGAGGAAGAUAUUGAACGUUCCUUAAUAAAAUCUAUGAUUCCUUUGGCUGACACAUUGAAUGCAGAUACUAAAAGAUGUAAUGCAAAUUUAAUUUAUGACUCGGGAGUACUGAAGAUGUGUGCUAUUAAACCAAUAAAGGCAAACGAACAAAUAUAUAACACUUAUGGGAAUCAUGCAAACUUCGAAUUAUUGAGGAGAUAUGGAUAUGUUGAAGUUGAUGGUACGUUGAAUGACUGUGGUGAAAUUUCGUUGACAACAAUAAUUGAUGCUACUAUAAAAUAUUUUGGUUUAAAUGAUAGCUACAAACCUGUACUGCAAAAAGUAGUAAAUAUAAUUGCAGAGUCUGAGUGUAUCCGUGAAUUGACUGAAGGAGAAGAAUUAUGUUUGGAUACAUAUGACUUAUUCGAAAAUGGAGAAAUAAUGAUGGAGAUGGUGGUUAUGAUUCAAAUUUUAUGUAUGUUCCCGCAGAUCAAUUGCCUUGAUACAAUGGACAAAUUAGAUUUAGAAAACUACGUCUUCAGAACCACAAAGUUGUCAAUUCAAUUGAUCACUGGGCGCAGUAUGGUCACAAAAGCAUGUGAUAACGUUUGGCAAUGUGCUUUAGAGUUAAGAUUGAAACAAUAUCCAAUACACUCCCGUCGAGAGCCAAUGCCUGUAAAGGGAUCCGUUGAAAAAUCUGAACUUCGUGAGUUUAUGGCACAUAAAACUUUACAAUCAGAGUUUAAAUCAAUUUCUAAUUGUAUUUUAAGUAUUCAUAAGAGGUUUAAGAUUAUUCCUGAUGCUAAAUUAAUGAAGAAUAUAGAAAAGAGAAAGCAAAAUCAAAAUGACGACGACAAUGCUAAAAAACGUGUUAAAUUAUGA
Tetrapisispora phaffii CBS 4417 is the source of this 1488-nucleotide messenger RNA. It is a transcript of the gene RKM4, whose product is annotated as ribosomal lysine N-methyltransferase. Gene Ontology annotation, molecular function: protein binding; protein-lysine N-methyltransferase activity. The transcript has a single exon. Gene Ontology annotation, biological process: peptidyl-lysine monomethylation. Gene Ontology annotation, cellular component: nucleus. Lineage: Eukaryota; Fungi; Ascomycota; Saccharomycetes; Saccharomycetales; Saccharomycetaceae. Bases 1 to 1488 code for a protein of 495 amino acids. The record is from RefSeq and is a predicted model, not a curated record.